CACGUCGAAUCCAUCGAGUUCCAUUACAUGUUUUAAAGCCUACUCAGUCGCAGUCGCACUGGAGGAAGUUGGUGAUAAGCUAGUUAGCUUCUAGCUCUCUAGAGAACAUUGAAGACAGCUUUGCAAACACAAGACUCAGCAAACCAAUUGGAGUUGAUCACAUACUCUUGUCCGGACCAAAUGGGAUUUAAGAAACAUGUACCUUUGAGGGACAACGUUUAACAAUUAGAACAACGUAAAUACUCUUGUCAGAUCGACUUCUGGCACUUUAUUAAACGCGGACUUCUAAUAUUAAUGAUGUCGAUGGCUAGCUAUCCAUGCGUUUGCUAGCACUAGCUCCAAGUUAGGUGGGACCGUGUCAGAAGAACGAAACUCCACAGAAGAAACACUGACUGGUCCUAUUGCUAGCUUGCUACUUUCUUUGAGGAAGACUUUCUCUACCUCUGACAGCUGGUUAAGCAAGGACACCUUUCUCGUGCUGGCUAAAUGGUUUUGCUUUCCUUUGACUUGUCAGUUCACUGACACUGAGCUCGCGGACGUCGUUCACUUAGCAACCACGACUGACUACAACAAGUACAGUACCAAUCUACAGUAAGGCUGACGGUGAUCGGUGCAGACGCCCGGACUGAUAAUAAAGAAACAAACGUAGCAAGACAGCCUCCCCAGCCAAUUUCCUCCUUCGACAUCAGACGCCCCCUCCCCCGCCUCGUCCACCAUCAUCAGGCAUCAUCACAGCAAGCUAGCGGUAGCGGACUCUACAUGCGAGCGAGGGUCCCUAACGCUAGGGGGAACGAAACAAUAAUGGAUAAUUGUAUGAGGUUGCAUGGGUCAUUUUUUAAAUGACGUGGAUUUCGUAGGAUUACAUUCGUUAACUUGAAGAAUUGCUGGUCUGGUUUCAAGCCUGAGCUUUACGAUUUAAAGCAAGCACUCGUUGCAAGAAGAGCGUGUCAGGCUUUGCUAAUUUUAGCUGGCUAACUAGCUAACCUUACUGAUUUGAUUAGCCAACCAACCGGCUAGAGAGCCAAGGCGGCCACAAAGAACGCCAUAUCUAGUUAGCUAAUAUCGGUGGCUAGCAAGUAUCUGCAGUCAUAACAAUCUCGUUACUCAGCCAUACAGCUAGCUUAGCUGGUUAGCCUAGCUAGCAAACGUUUCAGGAAGCCAAUAACGGAGGCUGCCAAACACAUCGGCGCUGUGAAGAACCCAAUGGAAGAUUUUUUGUUUUUAUUUGAUCGUAUUUUAUGUUAACACAGCUGUUGCUAAAUAACGACCCAGCAACAAACCCGUUGUCGUCUUUUGGCAACUGGAGAGUUUGCUUUUGUUUAUUUUUGCUCGCUGGUCGCUGUCACCAUUUUAACAGGAUGUAUUUAUUGGGUGCCAGUUCAACAUAUUCGUUGCAGCUCAUCUUUUUUGUGGACGCAUAGCUGGUACUAAGUCUUUUAGCCUGUUUUAUAUCCUGUCGGGGCUAGAUGAAUAUACAGUGUUGAGAAGCUCGCUGCACAUGUCGUGCUGGACACAAGGGAUUUUUAAUGCUUGCCACAUUUUUAAUGCUUGCCUUAUUGACAGGUGUCAAUUUGCUUGAUACGUUUAUCGUCUGGAAUAUUUGAAGCCCUGCACUGAGAAGUAGGGGGCCUUAAAAGAUCUCCCCAUCAAUACUUACUUUGCCAUAUCUGUAUUUGAUGUUCGUUAUUUGGCGUUCAUGAAACCACCAUAUUUUUUGCACUGGACGGAUCUGUGUUCACGGUAAACUAGAAGAGGCAUCAUCAAGGGAUACAUCUCUCAUCCAAAUUCAUCCUGCAUGUCACAAUGAUCGUUGUUUGAGAGACCUAAAGUGCUAACCCAGUCAGAAAAAUAAACGCUUCAGUCGAUGGUCGUCCCUGUCAUCCGUUUAGCUACCCUGUCAUCCUCACUGGACAUUGGCUGAUAUCAGUGGACAUUUACUUUUAAAUCAUUUGCCAACACAAUAACCAGUUAAUUUUGAAUCGAUUUGAUCGUCCCGGGGUUGAAGAUGGCGGACCUCGAAGCAGUUCUCGCCGAUGUCAGCUAUUUGAUGGCGAUGGAGAAGAGCAAAUCUACUCCAGCGGCCCGGGCGAGUAAGAAAAUCAUCCUCCCUGAGCCCAGCAUUCGCAGUGUGAUGCAGAAGUACCUCGAGGAGAGGGAUGAGCUGACGUUCGACAAAAUCUUCAACCAGAAGAUCGGCUUCCUGCUGUUUAAGGACUUCUGUAUGACCGAGAUAGACGAGGCCGUGCCUCAGCUCAAGUUCUACGAAGAGAUUAGGGACUAUGAGAAGCUGGACUCGGAGGAGGAGCGGUUGUGUCGCAGCAGACAGAUCUACGACGGUUACAUCAUGAAGGAGCUGCUGUCCUGUUCACAUGUGAGAACACACACACACACGCGUGCACACACACACACACCGGGGCCGCAGCACCUACCCCAAGGGCUCGUCUCCUCGUGUCAUCGCCGUCGUCACGGUGACAGAAACCGCUGCGCGGCGAAUGGCUGCGGUUUGAAAACGCUGUUUCCGAUGCUCAUCUGGCGUGUCUCUCGCUCGCUUCCUCUCUCUGUCUCUCUCUCUCCUCCUCCUCCUCAGCCCGCCAACAUCUUAUUGGACGAGCACGGUCACGUGCGCAUCUCUGACCUGGGUCUGGCCUGCGACUUCUCCAAGAAGAAACCGCACGCCAGCGUCGGUACCCACGGUUACAUGGCUCCGGAGGUGCUGCAGAAGGGGACGGCGUACGACAGCAGCGCCGACUGGUUCUCCCUGGGCUGCAUGCUGUUCAAACUGCUACGAGGGCACAGUCCCUUCAGACAGCACAAGACCAAAGACAAACACGAAAUCGACCGAAUGACCCUCACCAUGAAUGUGGAGCUACCGGACUCCUUCUCCGUGGAGCUGAAAGGUCUACUGGAGGGCCUGCUGCAGAGAGAUGUCGCCAAGAGGCUGGGCUGUCUGGGACGAGGGGCACCAGAGGUGAAGGAGCAUCUAUUCUUCAAAGGCAUCGAUUGGCAACAGGUGUAUCUCCAGAAGUACUCUCCUCCCCUCAUUCCUCCCAGAGGAGAGGUGAACGCCGCCGACGCCUUCGACAUCGGCUCCUUCGACGAGGAGGACACCAAGGGGAUCAAGCUGCUGGACAGUGAUCAGGAGCUGUAUAAGAACUUCCCCCUGGUCAUCUCGGAGCGCUGGCAGCAGGAGGUGGCAGAGACCGUCUACGAGGCCGUCAACUCGGACACGGACAAGAACGAGGCCCGCAAGAGAGCCAAGAAUAAACAGCUGGGCCACGAGGAGGACUACGCCCUGGGGAAGGACUGCAUCAUGCACGGCUACAUGCUGAAGCUGGGGAACCCCUUCCUCACCCAGUGGCAGCGGCGCUACUUCUACCUGUUCCCCAACCGGGUGGAGUGGAGGGGAGAGGGCGAGUCUCGGGACAAAUGGCUAAAAACCUUAAGGCGGCACGUGCCCACGCAAAACCUGCUGACCAUGGAGCAGAUCGUCACGGUGGAGGAGACGCAGAUCAAGGACAAGAAGUGCAUCCUGCUGCGCAUCAAGGGCGGGAAGCAGUUUGUGCUGCAGUGCGAGAGCGACCCGGAGUUCGUGCAGUGGAAGAAGGAGCUGACAGAGGCCUUCACCGAGGCCCAGAAGCUGCUGCGCCGGGCGCCCAAGGUCAUCGGCAAGGGCCGUGCGGCCGUGGUGGAGCUCUCCAAACCCCCCCUCACACACCGCAACAGCAACGGCCUGUGAACACACACACACACCCUCGACACACACACACACACACACGCCCACACGCACACAUACACGUUUAUAUAUAUAUACACACACACACACACACACUGCUUCCUCUGCCUCCCCCCCCCCCUCCCAUCAACCACAAGCCCCCGUCACCCAUACAUUUGCUCGCACACACAUACACAAUAAAGCUUCACAUGAUAGUGGGUGGGUGUGUGUGCGAGAGCCUUGAGCGCUUCUCCACCGUCGUCUCUGUCAUGUAAACACACGUGGUCCGUAACGGGGAGGGGGGGGGCGGGGGGGGGCACAGCACCCCAAACCCUGCGGGUCAAACCCCACGCCCCGGGGGAAAGGGAGGGAGGAAGACGAAGAGGAGCGCCCCAAGCACGUCGACAGAGGAUCCCUCUGCAUGUACCCAGAGGGAGGACAAGUCCUCUCCUCCCUCUCCUCCCCCCUCUCCUCCCGCACUCCCGACAAGGUACGCUCGGGACAUUUCGCGCUCUCGCACCGACCCACUCGCAGCAGAACAUGUCUUCGGCGGAGGGGGGGGGGGG
This is a messenger RNA of Osmerus eperlanus (European smelt), 4278 nucleotides long. It is a transcript of the gene grk3, whose product is annotated as G protein-coupled receptor kinase 3. Gene Ontology annotation, molecular function: ATP binding; G protein-coupled receptor kinase activity; G protein-coupled receptor binding. Gene Ontology annotation, biological process: protein phosphorylation; regulation of signal transduction; G protein-coupled receptor signaling pathway. NCBI's taxonomy places the organism in Eukaryota, Metazoa, Chordata, Actinopteri, Osmeriformes, Osmeridae. The record is from RefSeq and is a predicted model, not a curated record.